Mycetomoellerius zeteki is the source of this 958-nucleotide messenger RNA. RefSeq lists its product as uncharacterized. The record is from RefSeq and is a predicted model, not a curated record. Lineage: Eukaryota; Metazoa; Arthropoda; Insecta; Hymenoptera; Formicidae. Bases 267 to 710 code for a protein of 147 amino acids. The transcript is spliced from 2 exons.
GCGAACGACACGGUUCUCGAUCGUACAUCUCGUGUGAAUUUUCCUCCUUCUUUUCCUCUUUCCUUAUUACGUCGAAGAAUUACAUCCUCUUCGGAACGCGAACACGAGCUCGCGAGGAUGCGCCUGAAUUCCUCAUCCAGGAGUCUCGCACGUCUUCGUCGUCGUAAUUCGAUCCCAGCUUCGUGAUCGAUCUCGAUCAGGUUACGACAGAAGAGGACGAUAGAAUUCGCGCCGCGAAUAGUAUUGGACGGGUAAUUAAUAAUGCUAUGAUCGGCGGAGGAGAGACGGAAAGAGGUGUAGGAAAAACGAUCAGCAUGAGAUGUUUCGAGAGCUUCUUCAAGCGCACCUGGCGACCGCAGCAGGUGCAUCAGAUGGAUUCGCCCUCGAGAUUUGAGCUGGCGACGAAGACAGCGGAGAUGCACCGGCACGCUGCCGGUGAAACCACGGAGCUGGGCGAGGUGAAGGCGACCGCGCCGAGCAGCAACGUCGCGACGUCGAUGCCUUCGACGGCGCACACCAGCGGCAGCGACGCGACGCCCUGCAAGAACGGCAACUGCAAGGUCUGGAGGAGCAGCCGAGUCGGAGGCAGCGAGCAGCGCACCGAGAGUCCCUGGCACUCGCUCAAAACCGUCUUCCUGGUCUCCGUGAUCGUGGCAUUCCUCCUCUGGAUCAUCGUCUACACCCUGCUGGACCAGUAUCGGAUCUUGUGAUCGGGAUCAUCCUCGCUCUACAAAUCCUGCAGUGUCCUCGCGAUCGCGAAUCAGCGAUGAAUUCUGCGACCUCGUGAUUUAUGGGUGAUAUCGGAUCUUGGUGGUGAUCCCGCUGGUGUUGAGAUCGCGAUUUGUAAUCGGAUCCACGCGACUUCCAUGUUCUCCAUUAUAAUCGCUAGUUUGCGGGUCCUGUGACUUCCGCAGGUUCCCAAGUAAACCACACGGAAAGAACGAUUUUGCUGAAGUAU